This is a messenger RNA of Catharus ustulatus (Swainson's thrush), 2410 nucleotides long. It is a transcript of the gene TICAM1, whose product is annotated as toll like receptor adaptor molecule 1. NCBI's taxonomy places the organism in Eukaryota, Metazoa, Chordata, Aves, Passeriformes, Turdidae. Gene Ontology annotation, biological process: positive regulation of canonical NF-kappaB signal transduction; response to exogenous dsRNA; lipopolysaccharide-mediated signaling pathway. Gene Ontology annotation, molecular function: protein kinase binding. Bases 178 to 2247 code for a protein of 689 amino acids. The record is from RefSeq and is a predicted model, not a curated record. The transcript has 2 exons.
CCAGCGCCGCUUCCGCCAGCCCCGGCACCGGCCGCAGGUUCCCAGCACAGAGAGGCCCCGGGUCCGAGCCCUCUGAGCCCUGGGUGGCUCCGGGAGCGCGAUGGGGACACCACGGGCACACCACCCUUUGCUGUAAGAUGCUUUUCCCAGCCCUGCCCCAGGCCCCAGGCUGCUGAUAUGGCUCAGAGCGCUGAGCUGCAGCCCAGCUUCGAGGAGCUGCUCGCCAUCCUGGGCCAGGCCCCUCCAGAGAAACUGCUGAGGCUCAAGCUCAGACUGGAGCACUCCAAAGCUGCGCCCUGCAGCAAGGUCCUGCACGCUAUGGUGCUGCUCGCUCUGGGGCGAGAAACGGAUGCAAGGAUUUGUCUGGAUGCCCUGAGGGACAACCAGGCAGCCCAGUACAUCCAGCAGACCCAACUGGGCGCUGCAGGAGUGCAGGAGGACGGGGGGGCUGUGCAGCCUCCGCAGCUGGAUGCAGGGGCCAUGGCACUGCUGGCACAGGUGUACACGGUGCUGGCACAGGAGAAGCUGUGCAGUGCUGAGGCCAGGGACAGAGCCUGCCAGGCUGCCACCAAAGCCAGCAAGGACACGCAGCGGGGGACACUCAACAGCUUUGUCCCCGAGGAACAGGACAGAGAGGGCUCUGCAGCCAGCGGGGGCUCAGGGGUCAGGUUCUGCACGCUGAGAUCCCAGGAGGACGCAGGAUUUCCCUGCACUGCCACCCCCCACUACGUGCAGAGGAGCUCACCGGUGCCCAUCGGUGCCAGCUCCGGCCUGUGGGGCCCUCGGACCUUGCGCUCUGCGGGGAGCUCCUCCCUGUCCAGCUGCUUGGAGAUCAGUGCCUCACCGACAGUCGCUUUUCACACCCAGCCCUCUGUCCCCGAGUGUGUCCCUGGGCCCAGCCGUGCUGGACACCCCGGUGGGGACACACAGAGCCAUGGCCCGCAGGAAUGCAGCUGGGCCAGCACAGCCAGCUCUCCUCCUGGGCAGGACACAGCUGCCCGAGUGCCCAGUCCCUGUCACUGCACCCCGCUCCCCAUUCCCGAGACCCCGCUGCCCUCGGAGCCUGCCCAGAGCAGUGACGUGUCCAGCACGGUGACAGAGCCUCACACACCAAGAGAUGAGCAGCAUGAAGAGCAGCGUGAAGAGCUGAAGAAUGAAGAGCUGAAGGAUGAAAGGAUGAAAUUCUCUACUGGUGUCCCUGAGCCAAGGGCUGCAGUGGACACUGCUCCUGCCCACAGGUCCAUAGAGGACUCCUACAUUCCAGGCAUUCCCCCUAACUCUGCACCUGCUUCUAUUCCAACCUGUUCCCUUCCUCCUCCUACUUAUUCCUUCUCCUCAACUCUUCCUCCUCUUCAGGAAUCUCACUCCAGCCUAUUACCUCCCCCCUCUCCAGCCUCUCCUGCUCUGCAGGAUCCAGCUGUGGAUCCAUCAGAGCCAGAGUUCUACUCCUUUGUUGUCCUGCACGCCAGUGAAGAUCUGCUUGUGGCCCGGCGGGUGAAGAACCUUCUGGAGAGCCUGGGGGUGCGUGACGGUGCCACGCUGAGCGAGGAGUUCCUCAUUGCAGGCUGCAGCCAGAUGGAUUGCUUCCAGACAGCCAUAGAAAACUCUGCCUUCAUCAUCCUCCUGCUGACCAAGAACUUCCUGUGCAAGCUGUGCCUGUUCCAGACGGACACUGCCCUGAUGCAGUCCAUCCUGGAGCCCUCCAAGCAGAACUCAGUCAUCCCCUUCCUGCCCAGGACGGACGCCCUGGAGAGCAGCGAGAUCCCCAGGAUGCUCAGUGUGCUCGUGACCCUGAAUGAGAGCUCUCCUGCCUUCUCCACGAAUGUGCUCAAGACUUUUGACCCCAAGAGGAUCAGGGAGAAGAAAGCCCAGUGGGAGCAGGAGCAGAGAAGGAAGCUCCAGGCACGUUGGGAACAGCUCCAGGCCCAGCAGAGGUUGGCUGCCCUGAGCCUGGGCUCCCGUCCCUGGGUGCCACCAGCCCAGCCCUGGUGUCCCCCUGCCCCCAUGGAGCCCCCUCCUGCUCAGAGGGGUCCCCCUGCCCCAGCACAGCUCCCCCCAGGCCACUACAGCAUCAGCCCAGGCCAGGGAGGGAUGCCACCCCUGAUCAUCCAGAACGCCCGCAUGGUGCAGAUCGGGAACCACAACGUGAUGGAGGUGAGACCUGCCCCAGCUGGGCCAGGCACAGCGUCUGACCCGGGACAGCCCAGCUCAGAGACCCAAUCGACUUCAAAUCCUGGAUUAGAGUGAUCCUGCUGGGAAUGGGACUAUUACUCUGUGCACCAAGAGUGCCACUUUACUGAACCACUAAAGAAAAUUCUAUAUUUUUUGUUGGAAAAAAGAUGUGGCAAUCUUUUGGAACUGUUCUUCCUUGUGCCUAUUUUUUAGAAACUGAGAAAAUUAUUUUCCUGAU